Messenger RNA from Lepisosteus oculatus (spotted gar), 4793 nucleotides. NCBI's taxonomy places the organism in Eukaryota, Metazoa, Chordata, Actinopteri, Semionotiformes, Lepisosteidae. The record is from RefSeq and is a predicted model, not a curated record.
AUCACGGCCUCUCUCCCUCUGCCCUGUCAGGUGACAGAGGCAUGGUAACACCAGUGCAGUCUGCCACUGUCGCACAGACAGAAGCCUGUCCUGUCAGAUAAAAGCCUUGUGCCCGUGCGGCUGCUAAGAGGCGCGUUUUGCUUUGGGGGGAAAUGUCUCAGCAGACGGCAGAGUUAACUCAGACGCCUCUCCAGAAGAUCUGGGUGCCUUGGAUGUGCACCAAGCUUCAGAGGAGGAGAGGCUCCUCAGUCCCCCAGUUCACCAACUCCCCUACCUUGAUUGUCAUGGUCGGACUUCCGGCCAGAGGCAAGACCUACAUCUCCAAGAAACUGACCCGUUAUCUCAACUGGAUCGGCGUGCCUACCAAAGUGUUUAACGUUGGACAGUACCGCAGGGAAGCUGUACAAACAUAUAAAACCUUUGAGUUCUUCAGACCCGACAAUGAAGAAGCUAUGAAGAUUCGCAAGGCUUGUGCCAUUGCUGCACUGAAAGACGUCUGCACCUACUUCACUCAGGACCAAGGACAGGUUGCGGUUUUUGAUGCCACCAAUACAACCAGAGAGAGAAGGGAGAUGAUCCUUAACUUUGCAAAAGAAAAUGGUUACAAAGUCUUUUUUGUCGAGUCGAUCUGUGAUGAUCCAGAGAUCAUAGCAGAAAAUAUAAUGCAAGUUAAACUCAGUAGUCCAGACUAUAAGGACUGUGACAAGGAGGAGGCAGUUGAAGACUUCCUGAAGAGAAUCGAGUGCUACAAGAUUACUUAUGUCGCCCUAGAUGAUGAGUUUGACAGGAACCUCUCAUACAUCAAGAUUUUCAACGUGGGCAGUAGGUACCUGGUGAACCAUGUGAUGGAUCACAUUCAGAGCCGGAUCGUGUACUACCUGAUGAACAUCCAUGUCACACCUCGUUCCAUCUACCUGUGCCGGCAUGGAGAAAGCGAGCUCAACCUGCUGGGCAGGAUCGGGGGGGAUUCGGGGCUGUCCAAGCGAGGCAACAAGUUUGCCUCCACCUUGGCAGGCUUCAUUAAGAGCCAGUCUAUCAGAGACCUGAAGGUCUGGACAAGUCACAUGAAGAGGACUAUUCAGACGGCAGAGGCACUGGGAGUGCCUUACGAGCAAUGGAAGGCCCUCAACGAAAUAGAUGCUGGAGUAUGUGAGGAGAUGACUUAUGAAGAGAUUCAAGAGCACUACCCUGAGGAAUUUGCUCUCAGAGACCAAGACAAGUACCGCUAUCGCUAUCCCAAAGGAGAAACUUGUGCUAACGCCUGGAAGUCAUACGAAGACCUGGUACAGCGCCUGGAGCCGGUCAUCAUGGAGCUGGAAAGGCAGGAGAAUGUGCUGGUCAUCUGCCAUCAGGCCGUCAUGAGGUGUUUGCUGGCCUACUUCUUGGACAAGAGCGCAGAAGAGCUGCCAUACCUCAGAUGCCCUCUUCACACUGUACUGAAACUCACCCCUGUAGCCUAUGGCUGCAAAGUGGAAUCUAUCUUCCUAAAUAUUGAAGCAGUGAAUACACACAGAGAUAAACCUGUGAAGCAGGUCCCCUGCCCCAGUGAUGCGCCCCUGUACCGACACCGCCGCACAGCCCCACUUGCCAGCCCGAUGCCAACCAAAAGCCCCCGACUGCAGGAUCUGGGCGAGGCUGCCAUCAGCCUGCAGAAUGUAGACAUUACCAGAGAAUCAGAAGAGGCUUUGGUAACUGUCCCAGAUCAUAUAUAAAAAAUGGACUGUGAAUUUGGAAUGAAGACUGAUGAAGAAUCUGGACUUUAACAACUUAUUUUUAGUUCACAUACUUUUACCUCUGUUAUCAUUUUACUCUUUUUAUUUUUUAAACUAGUUUUUAAUUUUGUAAGUGGUGCUGGAAUAUCAAUGAUCUGGUACAGCCCGAAGUGUCGCUGGGUCUGGAUAUUUCUUUGAUUUUACAAACAUUUUUUAUACAUAUUUUAUACAACCUCUUUAAAAGGGUUUUACACAUCGAUUUCUUCCCUGCACAUUGUUUGUCCCACCUUAUUAAUUCAAAAUUUUAGAGGCCCAUCAGAGAGAUUUUCACCCACAAAGAAAUCCACUAAGCCUUUUGUUAAGUCUUAACUGCAGUCGGUCAGUAUAAUAUAUUCUGUAUAGUUUAUGGGAUAGAAUGUUUCUGUUUCUGCCACUGAAAUUAAAGAACUGACUUUAAAAAGAAAUACUGGGCUCCUAUUAUAAAUAAGGAACAAUAUAACACAUCAUUUUAUAUAGCAGUAGGGAUGUACAGUUCAUGCUUAAUAGUUAUUCUAGACUUCAUGUUAGCCUCUUUGUACCACUGUCAUAAAACAGUAAAGACCAUCAGCUAAAUCCAUAGCCCACUGGAGCAACAUUGAUGACUUUUCCAAAAUAGCCAACACCCCGCGACACUGACAGGCUGUUGCAUCUUUACCGAUGUGCCUCUAACACCCUGGCCAGGAUAGUCCACUGUCUGGGCAUGAGGGCAAUCCUGUCUCAUAGCCCCUGCAAUUACAACAGUGUCACGCAUGUCGGUCAGCACCCAAUAAAGUUAGUGAACAAGAGGUACGUCUGGGAUUGCAAAAAGGGAAGAUAUAGUGAGAUGCAUUUAAAAUACUGUUGAGUAUUGGAACCAAUGCCUUUUUAAUGCUUCUCUGUAUAUUACGGUAAUGUACUUUUGUAACUGUUGGAAUCUUAAUCUGUUUAAGUUAAAAAAAGGCUUGCUGUAGCCAGGCACUCUUGAGUCAUUCUGAGCCAGGGAUCCAUUACAAAUGAAACUCAGGUAAUAGUCCACAAAGCUUGUAGCAAAAGUGAAGUGGCUUGAACUGUGACCUUCCACCACUAAAAAAACAUUUGUCCUGCUAAGUGCAGAUGUACAUGUCCCCAGACAGGUUUUGGGACCUGCUGUUAAAAAUACUACUGAAGACUGUUAUUUUCAUGUCUGUGUACAAUCAAUAUAGCAGAAAAUAAUAUUGGGAAUGUGUAAGUGCAGCCACUUAGUAAAAAGCUGUGUAAUGCCUAUGAUGUAUAAUCCAGUACGCUGUUUCCCAGUCCUUAUCUUACACUACUUUUGUCACUUCUGGUUUUUAUUCCAUCUGAGUUAUUAUUCCAGUAAAGUUCCUGAUGACCAGAUGAUCAGUUUCCCAUUUGUGGUAAUUUCAGGAAAAUACCUGUUGGCUUUCUAGACAACUCUGAUCAAUUAAUGAGAUGCACACACAAGUGUGAAUGACAUUGUCAUUACUAGAAUUCUCAGUUCUGCAUUUGGUUUAUUUCCACAAGUUCAUUGAAUUAGUAAACCUAACUGAAGGGAGAACUACAUCCAAGCAUUUGGCACACUUUAAAUGCUGAUUUAUUACAUGUUUAAUAAUUUAUCAUUUAAAUAAUUGUUUUAAAGCUACAAGCAAUCAGUUCACUGAAGAGCUUGGAGAAUAAGGUUCAGUUGGUAUGGAACCCAGAAGAGUCAGGAGCUCCAGGAUCAGGAUUGGUAAACAAUGAUCCAGUACAUUAAUAAUUAAAAUAAAGUACCAUAUUCCUAAACCUGCUGACAGCACUGUCACCUAAUACACAGUAAAAAGUCCCAUUACAAAUGACUAAAGUGACAUAACAGAGAUACACAGUAGUUCUGUAUAUUUGUAUUCUCUGAUGUUUUAAUAGAGAUUACAGAGGCAUUCUGACUCGACAGUCUAUUAUUCUUAACUUUUCUGGAGGUAAUAUUUGAAAAGUUUUAGCCUGCCAGGUAUGUAGGCCUGUAUGUGGGAUUUGUGUUGUUGAAUGUGCUAGAUUAUUUAUAUAUACAGUAUAUGGCUGCAUGUAAUGAUUCUUUGAAAAUUCAUAUGCUUUCCAGGAAAGAUUAUAAGUGGCUUAAACAAGUGUGAUUAAACUGUUUAAACUGAGAAACAGUAUUGGUAUCAGUGUCAGAGCCUUGGGAAGAUAUUGAAGAAAGUGUUGCACCUGAUGAUACAAUUAAGGUACGCUCGACAAACACAUCGGAUGUUCCUUACAACUGUUACAGAAAGAAAACCAGUACAAUAAACUUCUAGAAUAAAAAAAGCCUUUUUUUUAAAUAAUUUUAAUCGAGCACCAAUAUACAGUAAAUUUUCGUGCCCAGUGGGCUGAAGUUCUUAUUGUCCUAAUCUAGUGCAAAAUAUGGAACAAUCAGAGUGUUAAAGGACAAUCAUAUACUUUAUUUCAUUCAAUUAAACAACAUAAACAGUUACCUAUAUAGUUUCCAUUUGAAUGUUAGAACUUAAUUAAACCCUUUUCAUUUAAUAGAUCAUGUUACCCUACUAAAAACUUUGACAGGUUUGCAUAUAAUGGUUAUAUGAUUAACAUAUUUAACAUCAAGCAUUAAUCUCGCAGACCAUGCAUUUGUGAGAAUAAGUCAUGUUAUGUAAUGUAGACUCUGUGUUGCAUAUAUACUGUAAUUCCAUCUCAAUCCUUCUUGUUCAAAGUGUGUUAAAAGCACAGCACAAAACAGCAAUUUCAAUUCAAUUUGAUGAAUUUAAAAGGACAAAAAUAAAACUAAAGUAACUGUGAAAUGCAUCCCUACUACUGUUCACAUUUUAUAACGCAAGAAGUGAUGAACAGAUGGACUAUGUGCAGUCCAGUGAUUUCCAAAGUUUCUUUUUAAAUCUAAAGGCCAGGAAAUGACAGUGUUGUUUGUCUUGGAGAAUUGCAUUCUUUCAAAAUAAGGAAGGAGGGCUAAAUAAAUGUCAGAGCUUUCAAAUGUAAAAAUGAGGGGGUGUACUGAACAUUAAUGUUAAUUACAUUUGUCACUGUGGUUCUUGUAACUGUUUUGUAGAAUAAAAGUAGUGAAGAGCC